ACAUUAGGUCAUGUGAGAGUAGGUGGCCCCUACUCUGACUGGUGUAUUUGUAAAAGGGAGAAAUUUGGAGACACCCAGGCAGGAAGAGUGCCAUACGAAGACUGGAGUUCCACUGUCACAAGCCGAGGAACUACCAGAAGCAAGGAGAGAUGCCGAGAAGAGAGCUGCCUUAGUGCUUCAGACAGGGCGCGGCCCACUGACACCUUGAUUUCGGCACUUCUGGCCUCCCGACUUGUGAGACAUCCACCAUGCCCUCCAAGUCUGACAAGUUAAGUCAAGAUGAACUGCGCAAAAAGCUGUACCAGACGUUUAAAGAUCGGGGUAUACUGGACGCGCUCAAGACACAACUCAGAAACCUGCUGAUUCAUGAACUGAUGCAGCCUGUGUUGAAUGGAGAACUGCAGCCCCAGUCCGUUUCAGCGGGAAAGAGCUCCCUCUUCAGAGGUGCUUCGAACUGUCUGGUAGCAGAUCACUUACAGAGAUGUGGCUAUGAGUAUUCUCUUUCUGUUUUCUUCCCAGAAAGUGGUUUGGCAAAAGAAAAGGUAUUUACUAUGCAGGAUUUAUUGGAACUCAUUAAAAUCAAACCUGAAUCCAGUCUCUACAAAUCACUGAUUUCAGGAUUUGAUAAAGAAAACCAAAAAGGUUUUCUCAUGCAGUUUUUAAAAGAAUUGGCAGAAUAUUAUCAGCCUAAAGAAAGCUGUGAUAUGGAAACUCAGACCAGCCCCCCACUUCCUAGCAAAGACUGUCUUGCUGAGAAGUUUCAGCUUAUUGAUAACCAGUUUGCAGAUGCUUACUCCCAGCAUCCAAAGUUAGAGUCUUUAGAAAUAAAGUUAGAGGAAUAUAAGAGAGAAACAGAACAGCAACUUCAGGCAGAAAUGUAUCAGAAGUUGAAGUACUUUAAAGAAACUGAAAUAGCAAAAAUGAAAAUGGAAGAGAGAAGAAAGUCUGAGAAGGAAUUAGCUGAGUUCCGGAACAAAUUUGAGAGAGCUUGUCAAGCAAAAUCUGAAGCCCUCAUUUCUCGAGAAAAGAUAACCCUUGAGAGAAUUCAAAAGCACCAGGAGAUGGAAACAAAAGAAGUUUAUUCUCAAAGGCAGCUUCUACUAAAAGAUAUAGAUUUACUAAGAGGCAGAGAAGCAGAGCUGAAACAAAGAAUUGAAGCUUUUGAAUUGGCCCAGAGGCUACAAGAAGAAAAAAAUAAAAGCGUGACUGAUGCUCUUAGGAGACGGGAGCUAAAUAUAAAGAGCAUUGAGGAGAUGUACGACCAGAGGCUCAAGAAUGAACUUCUAAAGUAUCAGCUUGAACUAAAGGAUGACUAUAUCGCUAGAACUAGCCGACUGGCUGAGGAGGAAAGAAAGAAUAAAGAAAAAGUUAUACACUUGCAAGAGGAGCUUACAGUUAUUAAUUCAAAAAAGGGAGAACUCAGCCAUUCCAUAAAUCGUGUGAAAGAACUUGAGCUUGAAUUAGAGUCUGUCAAAGCCCAGUCUUUGGCAAUAACAAAGCAAAACCACCUGCUGAAUGCAAAGGUUAAAGAGAUGAGUGACUAUUCACUCCUAAAAGAAGGCACACUGGAGCUUCAGGCACAGAACAAACUUCUUAAACAACAACUGGAAGAGAGUAGAAAUGAAAACUUGUGUCUCCUAAACAGGAUAGCUCAGCCAUCUCCUGAGCUGGUGGUUUUUCAAAAACAAUUAAAGAAAGCAGAAAAUGCAUUUGAGCAUCAGGAGUUCGAAACCCACAAGCAAGCUUUGCAAAAACAGCUGCAAAGAGAAAUUGCGCAUUCCGCACAGCUGAAGGCCCAGAUACUAGAUUACAAUGCCUCUCUAAAAAGGUUAACUGUGCAGGUUGCUGAUUUAAAACUGCAACUGAAACAAACUCAGACAGCCCUAGAGAAUGAAGUAUACCGCAAUCCAAAGCAGUCUUUGAUGGAGCCUUCUGUCAGCAGGUUAGUGAGUGGCAGGACGGUACCUCAUGAUGGGGAUAUAAGUGGGGAUUUCUUGAAAAAUCCUCUCGGACAGGAAAAGCUGAUGGCAGGCACAGUUACCCCAAGAAUCACAAAUUACACAAACGAAGGCACAGGGAGUAGUUCGCCCGAUUCUGACGUGGAGUUUGUAGUCAGUACCAAGGCCAGGGUGAAAGAGCUCGAGCAAGAGGCUGAGCGCUUAGAAAAAGCUUUCCGAAGUUACCAUCGAGGACUUACUCACCAGCACUCUAGAAGCUCACUGGCAGCCAAGAGCCCAUCACCCCUGCACUGGCACGGGUGGCUCAAUACCAAGACUUCACAUUCCCGCAAGAGACGUCCUUUCACCGAGGACAGAGCUGUCACUGAGCAGCCUGCGGGGGCCACGCUCACAGAGGAGAGGAGCAUGGCGUCGGAAAUGCUGGCGGGCAGCAUGGCCUCCCGGCUCCAUAGAAGCGCUUCGUCCCGUCGCCUCUCCUCCACUCCCCUCCCGGAAGCAAAACGAAGCCUUGAUGGGGAAAUGUAUCUGGAAGGUCUGGGCCAAUCCCAUUCUGCUGCCCCCAGUCCUUGUCCUGACAGAGCACCUCAGCCUUUACCUGCUGAACAUAGGCACAUCCCUUCCACCCACCAGCUGUCUGGCCCUCCGGCGCAGAAGUCUGGGCAAAUGGAACUUAAAGACAAAAGUGAAUUUUCAAAAUUGGAGAAGCAAGUUUUUAAGGACAAUGAGGAAUUUGAAUCAUCUCUUAAAUGUAAGUUCAAUCGUGCAGGGAACUCACCAAGGCAGUUUGGCGCAGAGGACCUCCUUCUUGCUGGCGACAUGCCUCCCAUGGACAUUGCUGCAGCUACUGCAGGGAGCUCACCAAGGCACUUUGGCGUGGAGGACCUCCUUCCUGCUGGGGACCUGCCUCCCAUGGACAUUGCUGCAGCUGCCCUGCCCAUCACACCUGCCUCCAGUCACUACCCGAAUCAGAAAUCAGCUGGAGAACAGAAGGAAAAAGAAAAAAUAAGGGAUCAGCACAUGAAAGAACAAAGGCAGAGAGAAGAAAGAAGGCAGAGUGAACGACAAGAAGCUUUAGAAAGGCAACGAAGAGAGCUAGAAAAACUGGACCAAGAAACGAGGAUUUUUGAAGAAUCAUUGAAGAUUGAAAUGGAAAAAGAAUUACAAAUGAGUAUUCAAGAAAUGGAAGACAAAUCUGUUUGUGGUGAAAGUCCUUUAGAGAAAUACAUGAAAAUCCUCCAGCAGAGUCAAGACCAGAAAUCGUCAGAUAAGAGUUCAAAAAAGGUUGUCAGAGAUGGUUCCCAAGUGGACACACUGCCAUUGAGUGACAAAGACGAAAGUUUCACAGGCUUUUCUCAAGAAGAAGAACAAGAUGGUAUUUGGUAACCGUGUUUGCUGCCCAGCUUCUGACUAAUGUAUAUAACAUAAUUAAAGGCACAUAAGUUUUCUGUAAUAAGACAAAAUUCAGAAUAAAAAUUUUAUGC
Molecule: messenger RNA, 3439 nt
Organism: Manis pentadactyla (Chinese pangolin)
Lineage: Eukaryota; Metazoa; Chordata; Mammalia; Pholidota; Manidae
Gene: OFD1
Product: OFD1 centriole and centriolar satellite protein
Exons: 23
Coding region: 249-3341 (1030 amino acids)
Biological process (GO): epithelial cilium movement involved in determination of left/right asymmetry
Cellular component (GO): ciliary basal body; centrosome
Molecular function (GO): protein binding
Source: RefSeq, a predicted model, not a curated record